GUCAAAUUCACAGUACUCCACAUCAGCACUUUGUGCUGUGCAGACCCUGAGCAGGGAGUGUGUGGGUGAGGGCCCCAAUAGUCCGGGGGGUCAAGAGCCACAGAACCUCCUGCAAAACUACCCAAAGGAGAACCAGAGACCACAACCCUUGUUCUUGCUGCUGGAGGCUCCGUGGAGCAGUCUGUGCAUGUGUGUCUAAGAAAAUCCCUCGAACAGCAUGCCUCUUGCAGGAACCCCAGCUCCCCACAAGAAGAGAAAACCUACUAAACUCAUUUUAGAACUAACCCAAGAAGUCAUGCCACAAGAAGGAUCCAAGCUGAACCUGGGGAAGAAGAUCAGCAUCCCUAGAGAUGUGAUGCUAGAAGAACUCUCUCUCCUCACCAAUAGGGGAUCCAAGAUGUUCAAACUCCGCCAGAUGCGGGUAGAGAAAUUCAUAUAUGAGAACAACCCAGAUAUUUUCACCGACAAUUCUGUGGAUCACUUCCAGAAAUUCAUCCCAACUGGGGGACAAUACGGAAUUGAUUCUCAUGGUUAUUCACAAAGCGGUGGGAGGAUGGUAAGUGGUGUAACAGUAGGGCCCUACGGAUCUAUUAAACUGCAAUAUCCUCCUGCCCCUCCUCCAAAGCCUGGCAGCAAAGGAGGAGCUGGAGGAGCUGGAACUGGAGGAGCUGGAACUGGCCACACAGAGGGAUCUGCCAACACUGGAGGAGGAGUGGAUGGUGGAGGAAGUGAGACCACUGCUGGACAAGGUGACAACAAAAGCGGCAGCGGGAAACACGUUUCCAUUUUUCAGACGUACAUCUCUCCUUGGGAAAGAGCUCUGGGUCUUACCCCACAGGAGAAAAGUAGUAUCAAAAUUGACUUCUUGUCUUCUGGCUCUAAAUCCGAACUAUGCCAUUACAAAUCGUUCAACAGGACUGCAAUGCCUUAUGGGGGAUAUGACAAGGCAGCCAAGCUGAUGACUUUCCAAAUGCCUGAAUUCGAUGCUGGUCCUCCGGUACCUGAACCAGUUGUGGUGAUUAAUCAGGAAGUCACCAACAGACCAUCUUUCAAUAGGACCCCAGUGCCUUGGCUGGGAUCAGGAGAACCCGGUGAAUACACCAUUGAGGUGAAUGUGCCACUGGCAGGUGAAACCGAGGAGUUAUAGAACCUCUACAACUCUUUUCCAACAUCAAUCUUCACUUGCAACUCCUUUACAAGGAAUUGAAAAAGUCAGAGAUUCUUUGUACUUGCCCUUUUAAAACAGUUGAAGUCCCACUAGAUUCUAACAUAUCUUUGCUGUGGUAUGUGUCCAUAUCAGAGGAGGAGAAACAAAGCACUAAAGUAGGAAGGGAGGGAUGGAAGGAGAGAGAAAGAGAGAAAUGAGAGAGAUAAAUGGCUUAUGUAUUCACCCUCCAAGACAACAACAAAAAGAGAGCUGUAGGAUGUUUAAAGAUAACUAAAUGCUGCCUGCCUGUUCUGCACUGAGUCUGACCCUAUCCUGUUGUUGACAAAAACAAAUAAAGCAUCUAGAAAAAAAGAA
Messenger RNA from Anolis sagrei ordinatus, 1522 nucleotides. It is a transcript of the gene MYOZ1, whose product is annotated as myozenin 1. Gene Ontology annotation, cellular component: actin cytoskeleton; Z disc. Lineage: Eukaryota; Metazoa; Chordata; Lepidosauria; Squamata; Anolidae. The record is from RefSeq and is a predicted model, not a curated record. Gene Ontology annotation, molecular function: telethonin binding; FATZ binding; actin binding.